AUGUCGCAGGAUACCCUCAGACUCUCCCACCGAGAAUUUAUCAGCAUUAUGGUGGAGAUCCAGGCUAAGUCUGGAGUGCAGAGUGGCUCUGAGAGAGAAGGAGACCCCUCGUCCUGCACACUGCACUGGCGUACACAGAGGCCGGAUGUCAGUGCUGGAGUUCUGACUGACCACUGGAGCUUUGGGCUUAAAGAGAGGCACUGCUGCAGGAGACAACCUCAUUUUGUCUUCAUAGGAAAAGAUAUCUCCCACAGUCCGAUCAGUGUGGACAUUGGAAAAUGUGGUUCCCAGUGUGGUAGCAGCCGGCGAUCAGCAAAUUACAGUUCUGAAUUUUUUGGAUUUCCCAAACAUCUCUCAGUGCUGGAACAACUUCAAACUCACAAGAAGCAAGACUCAGGGCAAAUGCUGGGAGAUGCCGGGAUGCUGAAGAGCUCGUUGUGUCCGCCUGAUGCUGUGUGCCAGCCAGUUCAGCUGAGGGUCGAGCGAUUUUUGCUGCUUGAUGGAAUCCGAGAGCUGGAGGUGGUUGAGACAUGCCAGUGCAACGAGAACCCUGCAGGAUGUGUUCGAUCAACCCUUCUGAAAACAUACUUGCCUGACAGUCCAUUGGAGGUCACUGUGGACGUGGGCAGAUGCUCUAACCCAGCUAUUCCAGGUGGUUUGGGAUGUGUACCCACCAAAUUUGAAUCAGUUGUGCUGGAGAACCCAAAUGGAUUGCAGCUUAUUCAGACUGUGGAAUUGUGUGAGGUGCGGGAGAACUGAUACAGACUGCCCCAUGUGGAGUAUUACUAUGCGAUCACCAUUAACUCCAGGGGUGAGAAGGAAGAGGGGCUCAAGGAAGUCGAUGUUGGCAGAUGUUUGGGAGUGUGUACUGCAGGAAGCGGCUGCCUCCAGAGGGACAGUCAUAAUAAAGACCAGUGCGUGGCUUGGGAAGACGGCUCAUCCAGUGGCUGCUCCCCUCACGAAUAUGAAAUGCACACAAUCAUGAGCAGACAUGGAAAGGUCAGGAACAUCUACGCCAUCAAAUCCUGCGAAUGCCACAGGACAAAUUCAUAA
Pristis pectinata (smalltooth sawfish) is the source of this 1053-nucleotide messenger RNA. It is a transcript of the gene pnhd, whose product is annotated as pinhead. The record is from RefSeq and is a predicted model, not a curated record. Lineage: Eukaryota; Metazoa; Chordata; Chondrichthyes; Rhinopristiformes; Pristidae. The transcript is spliced from 7 exons.